Zychaea mexicana is the source of this 396-nucleotide messenger RNA. RefSeq lists its product as uncharacterized. Bases 1 to 396 code for a protein of 131 amino acids. The transcript has 3 exons. The record is from RefSeq and is a predicted model, not a curated record. NCBI's taxonomy places the organism in Eukaryota, Fungi, Mucoromycota, Mucoromycetes, Mucorales, Lichtheimiaceae.
AUGGCAUUGAAGACUCACAAAGUUGAUGCCCAAGUAGUCGAAUUAAAGUCAACUGUACUGAAUUUGGAAAGAAACUUCAAAGAGAUUCGGUUACAGGCUUUAGGCGAUCGCAAACUGGCCGUACAAGAGUCAGUAGAACUAUUAAAACGCGACAUUGAAGUGAAAAAGGCAACCAUCGAAAAAUACGCCAGCAAACUCGAGCAAUGGGAUCAGGAACUGCCGGCUUUGGAAGCCAAGAGCAGAGAGGUGCUCAAACAUCGUACAGACGGUAAAGAUUUCAAUGAACCAGCGAAGCAUGAAUAUCUGGAAAGAAAGAAAAGGCAGCAACAAGAAGACGGCGAUGAUGAUGAUGAUGACGACGACGAAGAUGAAGAUGCUGAAUUUGAAGAAGUAUAA